AUGUCGUAUAAUCAUUUUUCGGACGAUAAUGAUAAUACAGAUCAUUACAGUUCAAGAGGGACAUUUGGAGAAUCAGUAAAUAGAGAAUUUCUUCAUUUAAAACUUUUACUUAAAAAGAAUUUAAUAGUAGCAUCAAGAUCAUUGGUUUCUACAGCCAUCGAAAUAUUAUCACCAAUUGUAUUUGUUUUAAUUUUAUUAGGUAUAUCAAAAAUUAAUAAUAAUACAAAUCCAACAAUUACAUACGAUCAACAAUUACCAAUAUGCAAACCAUAUUCAGAAAAUAGAUGUUUUAAUUUAAUGUUUGCACCAAUAAAUUCAACAGCGACUAUCGAGAUUAUGAAGAUUUUAGGUGAGACUAAUAAUCCAGCAAUACCAUUAUAUUUUUAUCCAAAUGAUACAAACGUGUUACCAGAUUUAAAUAAAACUAUUGGUUUAUCUUCAGGUAUUAUUGGUAUGGAAAGUGAUGAUGAAAUUUUCGAGUUUACUCUCUCACAUCCAAAUAUUACAAUUGGUGGUGUUUCAUUUACAUCAUUCCCAGAAAAUUUUACAGUUAAUGGCCAAGUCCCAAAUGAUUCAUUGAUUACACCCAAUCAAAACGAGCUAUCAUAUAAUGUUAUAGUAAAUACAACCUGUCCAUUACUUUUUGCUAGCUGUCCAGAUUAUACCAUUCCAAUUAAUAAUGCAAUUCAACGUGCAAUUACAAUUUAUUAUUCAAGAUUAAAAAAUAAUCAAAAUCAAGCAAUUAAAUCUAAUAACACCAACAAUAUUUUCGAUUACACAAGUAACAACUAUCCAUUGUAUCCAGUUCCAGAAACCCUUGCUCAGCAAUUUGGUGGCUUAUUUUAUUACUGUGGUUCAAUGAUUACUUUUAUUUUCCUCCUCUACAAAGUUUCAUUCGAAAAAGAACACAAGUUAAAAGUUGGUAUGACUAUGAUGGGUCUUAGUGGUCCAAUGUAUUGGGUAUCCUGGUUUAUAAAUUGCUUAAUUAUCGAUUUACUUAUCACUCUUAUCACAUUAGCCAUCGGUGCAGCUUCUCAAAUCAAUUUCUUUUUGGGAACCAACUUUUUCGUUCUCUUCUUCACUUUUUAUCUCUUUACCAUUUCAAUGAGUGCUGUUGGCUUUUUCCUUUUAACAUUUAUUCAAUCUACUAAAACUGCAAUCGGUAUUGGUAUGGGUAUUUUUAUUGUUGGUUCAAUUUUCCAACUUAUCUUUAGUUCAAUGGGUAGCUUUAUUUUCCAAUUAAUAUACGAAACCGAUAAUUCACCAGCAUUAGCCGCAAGAAUUAUUCUUUUCGUCCUACCAAUGUUCCACUUUACCAAAAUUUUAACUGAUAUCGGUAAUAUCACCAAGAACUAUCCAUCUUCGCACUUCACAUGGAGUGAAUUAAACACAAAUUUAAAUUCACAAUACCUGGGCACAGUCAUUCCAACCACAGGUCAAUCUCUAGGCUAUUUAAUGGUUCUUCUCGUAGCUUAUAUUAUUUUAGCUUGGUACUUUGAACAUGUUAUUCCAGGUAAUGAUGGCACAUCCCAACCACCAUACUUUUUCCUUCUUCCAAGCUAUUGGGGCUUUACUUUAAAAAAAGUUAAACACAUUCCAAUUCCACACUUUGAGGAUGAGGAUGUUAGACAAGCCACAGAAAAAGCUCACGACCCAAAUAAUCCAGCUCCAGUUAUUAUUCGUGGUCUCUCAAAAACAUAUACCAAACCUUUAAGACCAAAGAAAACUGUUCAUGCUGUAAAAUUUUUAUCUCUUUCAAUCGAACAAGGUAGCAUUUUAUGUUUAUUAGGCAGCAAUGGUGCUGGUAAGACCACAACCAUUUCAAUGCUUACUGGUUUAACUGAACCAUCAUCUGGUGAUGCACUUAUCUAUGGUAACAGUGUAGUUAGUAAUAUCAAUGCUGUACGUAAAAUCACCUCAGUAGUACCACAACAUGAUAUUCUUUGGAACGAACUAAGUGCAAAAGAGCAUUUAGAACUAUUCGCUGAGCUCAAAGGAAUUCCAAAACAUCAAAGAGAAAAUUCAAUUAGAGCAGCACUCGACCAAGUUAAACUCACAAAAGUUGCAGACAAUAGAAUUUCAACUUAUUCAGGUGGUAUGAAAAGAAGACUUUCCGUUGCAAUCGCCUGUAUUGGUGACCCAAAGAUUUUGUUUUGUGACGAACCAACUACAGGUAUGGAUCCAGCAUCAAGAAGACACAUUUGGAACCUAUUAAAGAAUAUUAAAAAGGAUAAAGUUAUUAUUUUAACAUCUCAUUUUAUGGAUGAAUGUGAAAUUCUUGGGGAUAGGGUUGUUAUAAUGUCAAAUGGUUAUAUGGCAUGUAAUGGUAAUUCAUUACAAUUAAAAGCUAAAUUUGGAGAGGGUUAUUCAGUUAAUCUAGUUGCCAAAAGUCAAGAGAGUGUUCCAUUUUUAGUGGAUUUUGUUCUCAAAUCAAUUCCAAACUCUAAAUUCUUACGUCAAAGUGCUCUCUUGUUAAAUUUCGGUUUCCCAUUAGAAACAGACUCAAAUAUAGUUUAUAAUUUCUUUGGUCAGUUAGAAAAAAUGGUUCAAGAUGAAAAUAAUAAGGUUUUAAGAGAUUGGGAAAUAUCUCAUUCAAACUUAAAUGAUGUAUUCUUAAAAGUAGCUCAUUUAUCAAAACAAAAAAAUCAAUAA
This is a messenger RNA of Dictyostelium purpureum, 2652 nucleotides long. RefSeq lists its product as uncharacterized. Gene Ontology annotation, cellular component: membrane; intracellular membrane-bounded organelle. Gene Ontology annotation, biological process: lipid transport; transmembrane transport; sorocarp morphogenesis. Gene Ontology annotation, molecular function: ABC-type transporter activity; ATP binding; lipid carrier activity. The transcript has 3 exons. The record is from RefSeq and is a predicted model, not a curated record. The coding region runs from base 1 to 2652 and encodes 883 amino acids. NCBI's taxonomy places the organism in Eukaryota, Evosea, Eumycetozoa, Dictyosteliales, Dictyosteliaceae.